Messenger RNA from Pundamilia nyererei, 3226 nucleotides. It is a transcript of the gene c2cd2, whose product is annotated as C2 calcium dependent domain containing 2. The transcript is spliced from 13 exons. NCBI's taxonomy places the organism in Eukaryota, Metazoa, Chordata, Actinopteri, Cichliformes, Cichlidae. Bases 551 to 2551 code for a protein of 666 amino acids. The record is from RefSeq and is a predicted model, not a curated record.
CAGUUUGUGCCACAUAUCCGUCUGGAAGCGAUAACUUUGUACAGUCACACUGAAAGUAGUCCACCGGGUCAGGCUGCACUCUUCUCCUGCAGGAUGUUUUCCCGGGAAUGUUACUCUUUAUCUGGAUAUCGUCUGUUGGAGUAUGAGCACGAAGCUCGGGCAUAAGUCCGUUUUGGGAAACUUUUACGGCUUAGUAGCUAACGAAGAAUAGCUAGUUAACGAGCCGUAGCGAAAAUUAGCUUACUAAGCUAACAAUCGUAUUCAAUGAGAGGAGGAGUGGGCUAUUCUGCAGGUUUAUUUGUACGCAGGCUACCUUUAGUUUUUUGACAAUGGUUUAGCUUUCCACAACCAGCUUGCGUAGUUUGGAAGCCCUGUAUGGCAGCACUGAAGCAUGGAUAACGAUAAGCAGGAUUUGUAUUGGAGGUGGAUAUUUGUCUUCUUAUCAUUUUUGGGCGAUUGAAUUUAAUUAAAUACAUAACAUGAGGUUGGCAGGAAAAUUCCCAGAGGAACCGGUGUGUUAAACUCAGAUUAUCGAUCAUUUUCCCGAAGAAUGUCCGACCCAGAAAGUUCCAGUUCAUAUUUUGGGUUGGAGGAUCCGCAGUGGCUAUGUAUGGUCACGUUGUUUAUCGCCUCCCUGGUUACUCUUAUACUGUAUUUCGUACAGUAUUUCCAACAUAGACUUAUAGGAAAUAAGCAGGGAGCAGCAGAAGGGGACAAUGCUGCGACAGAGGAGGAGGAAGCCGCCGCUCUGCUGGGAUGGGCGCUGUCACUGAAAAGCUGGAAGAGUCAGUGGAGAAGAGCUUGGUGCAUAGCUUUGAAUGACGAAGCAAGGAAGCGAAAGGGUGCUGUUCUGCUGGCAUUUGAAGAGGAUGGUCUCGAGGCUUCAGAUCUCACGCUUAGCAGGGUCUCCAGCUUUCAGAAGUCUGCCGGCAACAAGGCCGCUUCCUGCUGUGUGGUUGGGGAGAAGCUUCAGUUCUCUCUGAGCACUGCAUCGACAGCCAUGGCUACAGCAGAUCCUUGUAAAUAUACUGUGUGUAUAGCUCCAUUGGAGCUGCAGCUUCAUCUACACAUGCAGGAAUCUGAAGAUAAGGUCAAGGUAAGCUGGGAAGUGUCUCAUCUAGAGGUGGAGGAGCUUCAGGUGAUGCCCGCUUUCACUCAGGACAAUGCAGCCAUAAAGGAGCAGCUGAAGCAGCUUUUGUGUGUGUCGCAUCCCUCUGUGCUGCUGAGCUGCAGGCCUGCUCAGGCCUCAGAGGUCAAGGAAAGCCAGAAUAAAGUGGUAUCGCCCCCAAAGCCCCCACGCGCCCAUGAGUGGAAGCUGCUGGUGAAAAACAUCCGAGUCACACUCAACCAGGAGGAAGAUGCUGCAGGCAGCAUGAAUCCUCUGUGUGUGCUGCAGUUAGAUGAUCCUCCUCAGAGGUUCAACACUUCUGUUUCGAAGAACACGACGAGUCCUGCCUGGGACCAGCCGUUUAUUUUUGAACUGAAUGGACGAUCGAAGGAGCUCAAUAUUCAGUUGAUGAACGAUGGACAUCCUCCAGAGAAGUCCUUACUUGGUCAGGUGUUGGUGCCUUUUGAUCUUGUGAAGAAGCACCCCAAAGGACAGCGUACAUUUGAACUCGUGACCAAAGAUGUAGUGACCGGAUCACUGACUACUGACUUUACCUACCUGGAGCCGAGUGAGGUGAGGUCUUGGCAACCUCCUACCCCAGCCUCUAAUAAGAGGGUGGAGAUGGACCGCACGGUCAUGCCCUGUGGCACAGUGGUUACCACGAUCACAGCGGUGAAGAGCAAGCCGGGUCGACCACUCCCACUCAAUAUAGAUCCUGCCCAGAAGGCCGUGGUCAACAAGCCCAAGCUGGGGGAGCGUCGCGUCUCCGAGCAGGUGUCUAUGUUAGGGGGCACUGUGAGUAAGGCCCUGUCCUCCUCCGACACGGAGCUGUUGAUGCUCAAUGGGACAGACCCUGUGGCCGAAGCCGCCAUAAGACAACUCCACCAGUCUGCUAAACAGAAGCUCAAGUCCCCGGUGAAGAAGAGUACCAUCAUCAUCUCGGGCAUCGCCAAAACGCCUCUGUCUCAGGAUGAUGAGCUGGCUAUGAUGGCAGGUUACGCUGCAGCAAUGGACGCAUCAAUGUCAGAGAGCAGCUCUACUCAGGAUGUGACCACAGCGAUCGCAUCGGGGACUAGUACCCCUCCGGAGAUGUCGGAGCCCACGGAAGGUCCCAGAGUUGAAGGGCGGCCUCCGGAGGACUGGGAGAGCCAAACUGGCGAGGAACAAGACAAUGCUUCACUGUCCAUGUGUGUGUCUGAGGCGAGCUGCAAGAAGAGCAGAGGCAGCUUCCUGCAGAAGAGCGCCAAGCUCUUCUUCCGACGUCGUCACCAGCGCAAAGACCCGGGGAUGAGCCAGUCACACAAUGACCUGGUUUACCUGGAGUCUCCGGCCGCAGUGGAGCGAGCGAGCCGAACAGCCACGCUCAGCCGCAUGCUCAACCGCAAGAGUAAGAGUAAGAGUAAAGCCAACGGCUCUACCUCUGUGGGGGAGCCACACGCGUGACCCCCCCACUGUCCCUCGCUCACCUUGACCUCAGUCCCUACCACUUCAACUACCAUCAUCACCUCCACCUCAAAUUGCACUGGCAAACAUCUUGACUAACCUACUCCCCUCUAAUGGCUGACCUGCAUACUGGGGCUGCUGCACUGUGGAUGGGCAACAAAAAAAGUGAUAUUUUAAGGCUUCAAAUAAGAAGCCACCAACAGCAAGCGUGUGCAUGUGUGGAUGAUCCUGCCCUGGAUUGAUUUCAGAGAUUAGUCCUUUUUAUUUGAUUUUAUUCAACAUUUCAAAAUCUUUAAGUGCUUUUACAGCUGUGUUAUGGACAGAAGGGACCGCCGCGCGCCAUCACUCUUUACCUCACUGAAAGCUGAGGGCGGAUUCAAAACUCUCCCUGCUGUAAACCGUAAGUUGCCUACGGUGACUCAACAGGACCAAAGACGAAGAGCCGAGUGGUGUUUGUAUGAUUUGCACAGUUUUUAGUACCUUUUAAAUUAAAGUGCAAUGACAGGAGCAACUCUUGUGCAAGAGACUGUAGUUCAUUCACAAAGGGAGACGAUCGUUUCACUGCAAGACUGCUGUACGUGGGAGCAGCAUGACUACUUGUUGACACUAAUAUGAAAUCAUUUGUUUAUUACUCGAUGAUAUUCCCAAAUAAAGCUAGAUCCAGUGUGUUCAUGA